Messenger RNA from Cherax quadricarinatus, 6095 nucleotides. The record is from RefSeq and is a predicted model, not a curated record. Lineage: Eukaryota; Metazoa; Arthropoda; Malacostraca; Decapoda; Parastacidae.
AUGUCUGUUUAGUGACACUCUGUGUGACCAAGACCGCGAGUGGUGCUUCGACGACCACGCCUUUGGUCACUGCCUCUCAGAUUAUGGCCACUACAAGGAAGAAGAUCUCCACCGGUAUGACUUGGGAUCAGAUGAACUACGACAACUGGAGCAGGAGAUGCAGCGGCUCUUCCUGCUGGGUUACCGCUGGUCUCACACCUACACCCAGUGUGUCCUCCAGACUCUGCUACACUCCAUACGUCGCAAGAGUGAGUUUGACAUCAGCAACUGCAACGGCGACCUGGACCAGGAUCUAGAAGGAGCCCUGAGGGCCAUAGAAGGAGAGGAACUGGAGCAGGUUGACCCCCGCGACCUGGCCAUCGUUCGCUUCACUCCCUCAGCCACGGACCCUCACUCAGCCUACGCUGACGAGGUCUACUUCCCACCCAUCAAGGAUCAGCUGCAUGACGACCAACAUGACCUCUCUGACGACCACCAUGACGACCCCCAGGAACCUGUGAGUAGCGGACCAGGUGAAAAUGGCGGCAGAACAGGUGGCACUAGAACAGGUGGCACCAGGACAGGUGCCAGGACAGGCGGUGGCCGGACUGGUGGUGGAAAAACAGGUGGUGGUAAGACAGACGGUGGCAAAUCAGGCGGCAGCAAGUCUGGCGGCGGCGGUGGCAAAUCAGGUGGCGGCGGCAAGUCAGGCGGCGGCAAGACUGGUGGCAGCAAGACAGGUGGCGGCAAGACAGGUGGUGGCAGAACAGGUGGCAGCAGAACAGGUGGUGGUGCAGGGGUAGACAAGGAGCACAGCCACCCACCUAAGUUAGUAGACAGCAGUGAUGGAGUCAGUGCCCCAGGACACCCAUACCCCAGCUCUGCCAGCUCCCUGCGUCUCCUGCCCCCGCUGGACCUGCCCUUACAACCCCCAGACCCCGAUGCUCUCAACUACAUCAAUUACUAUGCAGGUAACGACAAUGGUUUCAACGAUGAGGAUGUGUACCAGUCACCCUAUCACUACCAGACUCCUCUCAACCCCGUGUACCGCAAGCGAGGGAUGCCUUUUGGUAAUGUAUAUCCCCGAUCACAUUCCGCUGAGGGAGAGAUGCCGCCUAAUGGGAACGUGUAUCCCCGCCCGUUCUUUCCCGAGCGAGAGAUGCCCAGUGGUAACUCGUAUCCCCGCCCAUUCUCUUCCGCCGAGAUUAAGGAGCUCUCCGACAUUCUGGAAGAUAUGAGGAUGAAAGAGAAUACUUACAAAGCCGACGAUAGUGUGAUUUUCCCCGGAGGUUAUCUGAAUGAUGAGGACGAGGAAGAGGAGGAGGAAGAUGAAGGUGUUUUUGCCGAGGAGCCAUCCAGUCCUAUGUACACUGAGGCCGGUCUGCAGUUCAUCCCUGGGGAACCAUCCAGGUCUAUAUACUCACAGAGAGGUCUGCAGUCCAUGUCUGAGGAACCAUCCAGGUCUAUAUACUCACAGAGAGGUCUACAGUCCAUGUCUGAGGAACCAUCCAGGUCUAUAUACUCACAGAGAGGUCUACAGUCCAUGUCUGAGGAACCAUCCAGGUCUAUAUACUCACAGAGAGGUCUACAGUCCAUGUCUGAGGAACCAUCCAGGUCUAUAUACUCACAGAGAGGUCUACAGUCCAUGUCUGAGGAACCAUCCAGGUCUAUAUACUCACAGAGAGGUCUACAGUCCAUGUCUGAGGAACCAUACAGGUCUAUAUACUCACAGAGAGGUCUACAGUCCAUGCUUGAGGAGCCAUCCAGACCUAUUUACAUGCCGAGAGGUCACCAGGUCAUCCCUGAGCUAGAUGAGGAGAAAUUCUUGAUGGAGUCUUCACCCAGAGACGGCGCCAUCUGGGCCAACCUGCCGGAGAAUGUUCCCGUGGCUCCUGGACGCUACCAUAACAUACCCGAGGAGCUGCGCAACAUGCCUUCAGUGUUUGACAACCUGCAGGACCUUGCUGCCGACCCCAGGGACUUCUCUGAGGACCUACCUACUCUCCCUGAGAGCCUGAGGAACUUCCCCGGACUCAUGAGUCAGUACGAACCACAAGAACUCUACAUCCCCGAGAAUAUAGAAACUGAGACUGCCUUUGAUCGGUAUGCCAUGCAGGAUGACAUGCCAUAUCAGGCUAGUGUGAGAGACGUGCCCCGGGAUGCCCUGCUCAUUGAAGAUGACAUUCCAGACAUGUCUCGCACGUCACCCCGACUAACAGCGUUAGAAGCAGCAUUCGGGCCGCAGCUGAACGACCUGAGGGACUACGACGACCCCCCGCACGACUACCCCGACUAUGACAUCGAUGAAUAUGGUGAUUACGACCAGUAUGGUGAAGCUCAGUCCAGACACAAACAACCUUUACCCUUCCUUCAGAAAUUUGUGAAAAAGGACGAAGAGUCAGCUAAUGCUGACUAUGGUGACCUGCUGCCCGAGGCUGAGUAUAACUUCCAGCGAGAUGAACGCCUGGACGUCAAGAAGCCUGGACCCUUCUUCAAGAGUGCUAACAACUACGGCUUCGACUACACUGACGACGAUGACGACAACGGAGAGAGACGUGACGACCAGGUGGACGAAGUGGGUGGUGGUGACGUCAUUCUCACACGGCUGCUACAAGAAUCACCCCCACCCACGUCUGACAUCAACGCUGACGUCAGUCCUGACGACGUAGAAGAGGACGUGGUGGCGGUAGUGCCAGAAGACUCACUGGCACUCCCUCAGCAGGUGCCUGAUCUCUUGUUGGCUGACGAAGGUCUGGUGGAUGACGCUACUGCUACUGACACUCCUGACAGUCAACCUCUGAAACAGCAACAGCAGGAGGGGCAGGCGGAGGCACAGCAGCAGCAGCAGCAGGAGGAGGAGCAGCAGCAGCAGGAGGAUAGCACCUCCACGCCCACUCCACCCACAGGAACACCACCUACUACCACCCAGGCUCCAGAACCCAGCUCCUACGUCUACAUCACCAUCAAAGGAAGGUUCCUGGAGUGGGAGCAGGCUAGUAACUUGGCUAGGAUGGUCGUCCGGCUGUCUGGCCUCCAACCUGAGGAUAUGGAUAAGCUGAGUGUGGACAAAGAUGAGGUGACGUUCCACAUCAAGGUGAACACUGAGGGCAUCACAGCAGCUGACGUCGCUAAGAAGACUGAGGACAUGCGGGAGAACAUCAACAAAGACCUGGGUCUGGAGAUCAGCCAGACGGGCGUAGGCACCAAGACGACCAUGUCAGCGGUGGUGUUCAGUUCUGGGGAGCAGCACAUCCUGGCGGCUGCAGCGGUGGUGUGCGGGGUGAUGGCGGCGUUGCUGGUGGCCGCCACGGUACUCUACUUCCUCAGGAGACAUGCAAAGUCUAAGGCCAAGCUUCAGGGACUCACAGCUCACGACACCGAAGCUUCCAAGGACUAUCAGGAGCUGUGUCGUGCGAGGAUGGCAGGGAAGGCAGGUGAAGGAGGCAAGACAGAGGCCACAUCAACAACAGCAGCAGCAGCAGCAGCAACAACACACGCACCCAGCCAUAGGGUGUCCAGCCUCUCUAAGGAUUCUGACAAUGGCAACAACUCACCUUCAUCCAGGUCAUCCACCAGCUCAUGGAGCGAGGAACCUGUAGCGUCUAACAUGGACAUAUCUACUGGACACAUGGUGCUGUCGUACAUGGAGGACCACCUGAAGAACAAGGAUCGUCUCGAGCAGGAGUGGAUCGCCCUGUGUGCUUACGAGGCCGAGCCCUGCGCCACCACCCUCGCCCUCAAGCCGGAGAACAACCAGAAGAACAGGUACCCAGACGCCGUGCCUUACGACCACAACAGAGUCGUACUCAACGCCCACUCCAACCUCAACGGAUCUGAUUAUAUAAAUGCUUCCUCCAUCACUGACCACGAUCCACGUAACCCAGCGUACAUAGCGACCCAGGGCCCUCUGGCGAGCACAGCUUCAGACUUCUGGCAGCUAGUGUGGGAGCAAGGCAGUGUUGUCCUGGUGAUGCUCACCAGACUUACCGAGAACGGCCACGCCUUCUGUCACCGCUACUGGCCUGAGGAAGGCAGCGACCUCUACCACAUCUACGAGGUACACCUGGUAUCUGAACACAUCUGGUGCGACGACUACCUGGUACGUUCCUUCUAUCUGAAGAACGUGCGUACUGGGGAGACCCGCACCGUCACCCAGUUCCACUUCCUCUCCUGGCCAGACUCCGGUACUCCAGCCUCAACCAAGGCGCUACUUGAGUUCAGAAGGAAAGUGAACAAGUCAUAUCGAGGUCGAUCUUGCCCUAUCAUCGUUCACUGCAGUGAUGGCAUCGGUCGCACAGGCACUUACUGCCUCAUCGACAUGGUCCUCAACCGCAUGGCGAAGGGAGCAAAAGAAAUCGACAUCGCUGCCACACUGGAACAUAUACGAGACCAGCGGCCUCACAUGGUCAAGAGCAAGGCGCAGUUUGAGUUCGUGUUGAUGGCCGUAGCUGAGGAAGUCCACGCUAUCCUCAAGGCCCUCCCUCAGUAGCUACCCUCCUGACGACGACCCGGCGAGACUUCAGACAUGCAGGAGGGACGCGCGGACAUCCAAAGGUUGUGUCGACGUCCCCUCCGCAAAACCAUCUCCUCCUUCACACACCGCGUGGCUCACCCUUAAGCCUCCAGGCUCAUGUGGACGACCAGCGGGCGUUGUAUCUAUGCUACUGUGUCGUCGUAAUCACACCUCAGCGACUUGUAUCUCGUUGUAGCUUUACUUUCAGCUUCCCCUUUUCGUACAAGAUACUAUCCACAAUCUUGGUUGUUAGGACUAUGGAUGGCUUACAUUGGACGUAUAUGCCUACAGGUGUCAGAGUAUAAUGAUAUAUAUUUUCUUUCAUUGUUUCCAGAUAAUUAUAUAGGAUAUAUAUAAAUAUAUAUAAAUAUAUAUAAGUUGUGUAUAAGUGGUAAUAAUAACAAUUAACGUUGUGUAUCGCGCAGACGUCCACCAAGUCACACUCAGUUACACAAACUUUAUAGAAAAACAUCUACUGGGGGUGCACCAAAAAAAAAAAAAUGGCGUUUACUACAAAAUUACUCAUAGUAUCAGUGUAAAGAAACACAACUUUCCUACCCAGGAAGGAACAACAAUUAUGCAGACAGAUAACCCAAAGAAGUUUUUGUAACUGAGUAAAGUAAAUGUCAUCCAAACCUCUACUGUCCGCUUUAUUUUCUCUACAAAAGUUUCCUCCAAAAGUAAUAAAAAACUCGAAAAUAUAAAACAACUAUAAAAAGAGAAAUCAAUGACCACUUCAUUGGCUACGGGAUGUCCAAUCCCCGAGUCUCUUGGAUGGUGCUGCCCUCCUCCUCCAAUCAGGAGCCUUCUUGGACCCAGCCUCCCAAGAAGGCUUCUAAUCAGCCAAUCAAGUUCCUCGGCUGAUGACUCCCGCAGCUAAUGAGCUUAGAUGUUGCUUCCUGUGUUUAGAUAAAAUGGAUAGUUUAGCAUUAGGUUAAGUUCCAUAUAUAUGUAGAAAUAUCUACUCGCAGCAACCUGUGGAACUGGAAAUUUUUACCUCUAUAGGCCACAUCCGCAUAAAAUCUUAACACCCGAGGAAAUUGUGGGAGCAGAGUGCAAAAAAAAAAAAAAACUAUUUUAAAUCAAGAUACUCGCCAACCCCCAUCCCCUUCCUUCCCAGAACAGAUAGUUCUCCAUUCUAUUGUCUGCAACUUCGAAAGGGAACAGAAACUCAAAAAUAUUUUGCAAAAAAAUAAAAUAACGAGACUUGAGAGAAGUAGGAAUAUCAUCGACUGUAGUUGAGUGCGUCGCUGUUCUUUCUCAGAUUAGUUGGGUGUCAAACAUUAUAACUGUUUUGUAUCAUUUAAAAAUCUAGCAUUGUAAAAGAAAUACAUUUUUAUUUUGAUAUAUAAUUAGGUUUAUUAAAAUAGGUAGACCAAUUUACAUCUUUGUCUUCAUGGUUACAAUUAUUACUUAUUUUAAAUAUAAAUGAUCUCGCAUUAUUGUCAAUUAUUACACGAGUAUUAUUAUCAAGUGAACAUUUAAGUACUGUAUAUUCUUGGUAGGUAGGCUCCUACUAGACUGUGAGAGCCUCGCCGUCACUAUGACGGCCAGACAGCGGUCUUCCGCUACCCCGACGCCAAUAAAAGUGAUUUGGUGGAAA